This is a messenger RNA of Rhinocladiella mackenziei CBS 650.93, 318 nucleotides long. RefSeq lists its product as uncharacterized. The transcript is spliced from 3 exons. NCBI's taxonomy places the organism in Eukaryota, Fungi, Ascomycota, Eurotiomycetes, Chaetothyriales, Herpotrichiellaceae. Bases 1 to 318 code for a protein of 105 amino acids. The record is from RefSeq and is a predicted model, not a curated record. Gene Ontology annotation, cellular component: cytoplasm; nucleus. Gene Ontology annotation, molecular function: protein tag activity. Gene Ontology annotation, biological process: tRNA thio-modification; protein urmylation.
AUGUCAGAGGACAUCAAAAUCACAGUUGGAUUUACAGGUGGGCUAGAAAUGCUCUUUGACAAUGUGGCCCAGCACUCGGUGACACUAUCCACGACUGCGGAUGAUGGAAAACACCCAACAAUGGGCUAUCUGGUCAAAUACUUAUGCGAUCAUCUCAUGAAAGAUUCGCGGAAGGAAUUAUUCGUUCUGGAUGGUGCAAUUCGACCAGGCAUUUUUGUUCUAAUCAACGACUCCGACUGGGAACUGGAAGGCGAGGAUAAAUAUGAACUUGCCCACAAUGACGAAAUUAUGUUCGUAUCUACACUGCACGGUGGCUGA